Racocetra persica is the source of this 1077-nucleotide messenger RNA. Lineage: Eukaryota; Fungi; Glomeromycota; Glomeromycetes; Diversisporales; Gigasporaceae. The record is from the annotation of a GenBank genome assembly.
GCCCAGUGGAGUUUCACGAAGAUGUACUAUUAUCAAUGUCUACCCCCGCAACUUCUCAUGUUUCACCUUCAUUUAUCCCUAUAUUUGGUGAAGCAAUUGAGCUUUUGCGCAAGAUAUUUUUAACAGCUAAGGGUCAGCCUUUUGUUGUUUCUGGUUCAGGUACUCUUGGUUGGGAUAUGGUUUCUUCAAAUUUAAUAGAACCAAAUGAAGAUGUAUUAGUUUUAAACACUGGUUACUUUGGUGAUUCCUUUGCUGAUUGUCUUGAGACCUAUGGCGCUAAAGUUACACAAGUAAAGGCUGAUAUUGGUGAUCGUCCUACUCUUGAAGAAAUUCAUAAUGCUCUUGUCUCAAAAAGAUUCAAGGCUAUCACCAUUACCCAUGUUGAUACAUCUACUGGUGUACUUUCUGAUGUAAAAGCGAUAGCAAAUUUAGUUAAACAGUAUUCUCCUGAAACGUUGGUGAUUGUUGAUGGUGUAUGUUCUGUUGGAUCUGAAGAGAUUCGUGUGGAUGAGUGGGGUAUUGAUGUCGUUUUAACCGCAAGUCAAAAAGCUCUUGGCGUUCCUCCAGGAUUAUGUAUCUUGAUUGCAAGCGAAAGAGCUAUGAAUGUAUUCAGUAACAGAAAAACUCCAAUUAAGAUCAUGAACUCUUAUGAAGGUAGAAAAGGAAUGUACUUUGCCACUCCACCAGUUCAAUUAAUAUAUGCACUUCAUACAAGUCUCAAACAAAUAACUUCAAUUCCGCUUGAGGAACGUUUCCAACAACACAAAGAAGUCAGCAAUCGUAUUAAGGAUUCCCUUGAGGAAUUAGGAUUGAAAUUUGUUCCAAAAAAUAGAGAAGUUUCUGCUAACGGAAUGACUGCCGUUUACUAUCCUGAAGGCAUCAAACCGACUGAUCUUCUUCCCAGGGUAGCAGAAUGUGGUGUCGUGAUUGCAGGUGGUCUACAUAGAAAGAUUGCUUCCCGAUACUUCAGGGUCGGCCAUAUGGGUAUUAGUGUAACUGAACCUCAUAGAAAACAUAUAGAAAAAACAAUUGAGGCACUUCAAGAAAAUUUAAUUCAAUUGGGCUAUAAAUAUAAAG